AACCAUUUAGAUCUCAUCCACGUUUCAUUUCACUACAUGUAAUUGUAAACAAUGGUUUAUUUAAAACAUGAGUAAAAUUUAAAGUUACAGCAAUUAAUAACUUUUUUGUUUUUUGAUAUAGUGUAUUUUAUCUUAAUGAAUAAUAAUUUGGAUACAAUAUAUAACAUGUCAAGGAAUAUAUUUUCUCUGUGUUCGGUUAUAUUAUCAACAGUGAUCAUGACAGGGAAAGGAGUAGUGCUAGACUGUUAUAACACAACAGUUCCGGAGUACGACGGCCAUCAACAGACGACUGUUACUGGAAUACCGUGUUUACGAUGGGAUCAGUUUAGUUUUAACAACUUUCCAGAUGCUUCUAUCUCUGAUGCAGCUAAUUUCUGUCGUGCUAUAGGAUUUCACACACCAUGGUGUUAUACAACAAAGUCUACCUCUUGGGAGAAGUGUGGUAUCAAUAAAUGUGGUAACGAUGGUUUGAAUAAGUGUGGCCAAUUGAGUAUUGAGAAACCCACAAUACUUGGAAGGAAUGUGACAUUUUCCUUUACCCCCGACACGUAUGAUCCAAAUGCAAUUUUAGAAUGGCAGCGCAGCAUAAAUGGAAUAGAUCAAUGGAAAACGCUCCCUUUAAACUACAAGUUUACACAAUAUGAGAGAGAUAUGACCUACUUCUUGAUAUUAACAGACAGUGUCAGAAACAAUGACGAGAGAUUUUACCGUAUCCAUUAUUAUAAUGAGACAAUUCAUUGCUGGAUGGACGCUGGAAAAAUUAUGCUUAAAGCUAUAGGCAAUUCGUGUGGACUCGUCUACCUCAGAUCUGAAAAGGUGGUUGAGAAUGGAACGGUGCAUAUUGAAUAUUAUCCGUCGAAUUAUAUGAUUCAAAAUAGCGGUAGUUUCGAACGGAAAUGGAUACAUUCAUUUGGAGAGACGAGACAAGAAUUGACAUUCGGUGAUGGUAGCUACGAAGAGACAUGGGAGCAAAAUGAUAAAUAUGUGUUGACAAUAUUCCGGUUUAGUGUUUCUAUGAAUGGACAAUAUUGGGUUUAUUGUCGUUUAUCUUCACUAAACUUGUACACAAAUGCUAUAACCGUAAACAUUCCAGGUUCGUGUGUGUUUCUAAACCGAAAUAUAUUUUAUGAUCAUUUGAAACUUCAGCAGUGAUAUAUUAUUUAUCAAAAACAAAUAAUGAAAGAGAGUAAAAAAUAAAAAGCCAUAUUGAUAUACACUUAAAAGGCACUUCUAACGCAACAUAUAAAGAUAGUUUAAGAUGUCAUUAAGUACUCUGCACGUGAAUGCAACGCAGUCUUCCAUCCAUGACGGGCGGCCAGUUCCACUCGUUGAUCGAUUCAAAGUAAUAUGAGCGAAACAUAUGACUUUUGAUCAUUUAUAAUAAUUAUACGAUUGCCAACAAGCUGACACCAAUGACACUUUAAAUUUUACAUGAAUUUUGACAGAAUUGUUGUCCGUUUUCAACUUUGGAUUUUUUGUAUGCAACAUUUAAUAUGCAACAUUUCUUUAAGGUACUCACAUGUAAGUUUGUACAAGUCUAAGAGAUGGCUAAUUGGAGAUUACUUUUCAGGGCACAAUUCUCUAGUAUGAAUUUCGACGGAAUUCUUUCUGAACUUAAGCGUUAUUGGUUAAAGUUUUGCAUGUAACAUCAGUCUUUAACUCUACUGACGGUAUUCACCUAAAACUUGAUACACAAAAUGCUAAUCUCUUUAGAAUAAUACUUGGAAGUCAUACCCCAAGGCUCAUAACUCUUGACAUGGUUUUUUACUGAAUUAUAGCCCUUUUUGAGGGUCAAAGUUUUGCAUGCAAUAUUACUCUUGAAACAUAAAUAGUGUCUCACUAAUCAUAAUUCAAGGUCAUUAUACAAGGUUCAUAACUCUGAUAAGGUUGUUUUAUUUUAAAUUAAUAUUCCUCUAACUGACAGCUCUUG
This is a messenger RNA of Ruditapes philippinarum (Manila clam), 1930 nucleotides long. RefSeq lists its product as uncharacterized. The transcript has 4 exons. The record is from RefSeq and is a predicted model, not a curated record. NCBI's taxonomy places the organism in Eukaryota, Metazoa, Mollusca, Bivalvia, Venerida, Veneridae. Bases 136 to 1152 code for a protein of 338 amino acids.